CACCGAAAUGAGGCCGUGCACUAAAACCCUAAAAAGCCAUAGAAGAAGAAGCAGCAGCAGAAAGUGAAAAACCGUAACAUCUGCGAUGACACAAAAAAACAAUCUAUUCAAAGGCCAACAGAAGAAGAAAACAGUCCCACCUAAUCGCCAUGGAAAAAUCACUCACAUCCGCAAAGGGAAGAGAUUUGUGAAGCCAUCAAAUUUCACGAAAGAGAUGGAUGCUGAUAGGGAGCUAAGCAAGUUCAUCAACAACUGUAACGAGAUCAAAGCAGCUACUGCUGCAAACAAGGAAGGUGGUCAACUAAGCAUUGUCAAACCACCACCAGAACCAGCAAGAGCUGCAAAGAAAGAAACUUGAUGCUGCAAAAUCUAUGCUUUGCUUUGUGCCUUUUUCAUGUUUAGUUGGGAGGAGCUCUCUCAAUCAGUUUUGACAGUAUAUUAGAUUGGAUAUGGGAGUUUUGCCCGACUUGGAUAUAAAUGGUUGAUUAGUUGAAUGUAAACCAUAUUCCCUUGUAGCCCCUAUCCAUACAAGUUUUGGUACUCUGGUGCGGACAUAGGAGACUGCUGCUAUGGCUAUGAAGUAUUGAUUUAGUCUGCUGUAUUGAUAAUAGAAAUAGUAAUCAAGUUUUUAUCCUCUUUAA
This is a messenger RNA of Populus euphratica (Euphrates poplar), 641 nucleotides long. Its product is annotated as 2,3-bisphosphoglycerate-dependent phosphoglycerate mutase. NCBI's taxonomy places the organism in Eukaryota, Viridiplantae, Streptophyta, Magnoliopsida, Malpighiales, Salicaceae. The transcript is spliced from 4 exons. The coding region runs from base 86 to 358 and encodes 90 amino acids. The record is from RefSeq and is a predicted model, not a curated record.